UGGCACAAAGUUGAAUGGAGCCGCUGCAACACACUCUACUCAGCACCACGGACAGCGAACGAUCGGAAGGUCGGACACAAGAGAUCCAUCGAUACUGGAAAUUUAUUUGAGAAGGACUGAGUUUACAAUGGGGAUUUUGGCUUGGGGAGCUACACAUUUUAAAUUGAUCACACAGAGAUUUUGGCUUUUGUACUGCUCCCCAAAGUAAGUCUGAUCUCGUCUUGAUCUCAUUAAUAUGAUUUCAUUAGCGUAGUGUAGAGUUAAGAUAGGCUGGCACCCGUACAGUCAUAACCUACAUAUACAUUAUAGUAUGCGUUCAUAGCAGAUAUAAGCCUGUAAUCAAGCAGAUCUCCCGUGCGUAAAAGCUGUGGCGCUCUUCCAAUCGACACUCCAGCUUGACGCACGGCACGCCAUACAGUAUGACCCCAAAACCCAAAGACACUGGAGAGAUGACAACAACAAUGCAUCAUUCAUGGCACUGCGGCUUGUAGUGCGUAAUUACAGACACGAAUACUUGUGAAAACGGCGUUUAUGUUACAAUAUAGGAUAUAUUUGAGUACACUUUCCUCGUUGGAGUUGGUUCACGGAGCACGGUGCGCAAGAAGAAGAGCGCCGGUAGGUGAGCUCGCCUCUUUGUUUUAGCUGUGCCCAGAGCCUACGCGCACAUGUAACAGCUUACUAUGAGUUUAGAAGUAGUUGAGACGGAUGAAACCACGUCGUUUUUAACUGAUAUAAGUUAUAGUAAAUGUGGUGCUGCUGACUCGCCAUCUCUUGUUGUGUUCUAAAGUAGGCCUGUGGAAAGUAGCAUGAAAGAAGUACAGAUUUUCUUCUAAAUCGAUAAAAACGGGAGGAAACAAAUUAAAAAUCUGGACUGUCUGGCGCCAUCGUCUUGUCUAAAAACCAUAAUGGAGCCCAUAAACCAGACCCACUUUCAUCCUAUUUCAUCAGACCCGAACACCUCGUCUGCAGCCUCGCCCUCACCCUUCUUCUUCUCUUACCCCCGCCUCUUCAACACCUCCUUCAACCUAUCCACCCAGAGUGUCCCCUUUCAGGGCAGCAGUACUCUGAUGACCGCAAUCAUCUCCCUUACAGUCUUCAUGGUGGGUCUGACCGGGAACACUCUGGCCAUCUACGUGGUGCUGCGUUAUGCCAAAAUGAAGACAGUCACCAACAUCUACAUCAUGAACCUGGCUGUGGCCGAUGAGCUCUACAUAAUCGGGCUCCCCUUCCUUACCACACAGAACGUGCUCUCCUAUUGGCCUUUUGGCUCCUUUCUCUGCCGCCUGGUCAUGACUGCAGACUCUAUGAACCAGUUCACGUCUAUUUUCUGCCUGACGGUUAUGUCCAUCGAUCGCUACCUGGCUGUGGUUCACCCAAUCCGCAGCACCAGGUGGAGACAUCCCCGUGUGGCCAGGGUGGUGAGCGCAGCCGUGUGGGGCGUGUCCUUUGUGGUGGUCCUGCCCGUGGUCAUCUUCUCUGAUGUCCAGGACACAUUUAACUCCUGCAACAUGAACUGGCCAGAGCCAAAGCAUGUGUGGUCAACAGCCUUCAUUCUCUAUACUGCCACAGUGGGUUUCUUUGGACCGCUGCUCAUCAUUUGCCUCUGCUACCUACUUAUCGUUAUCAAGGUUUGUAAAGUCCAGUUUCCAACCAAAGUACUUUCCCCAGUGAACAUAUACCCUUUGCUGAGCUUUGUUCCUUUAUCUUCAUAUCCACUGGCGGAACCAGGGUCUUCAUUUAGAUCCCGGGUGUCAUUUUUUUCAGUUUUCAUCAUUGUUAUCACUGUCACAUUCACCCUCCACACCAUCUUCCAAAUUAAACUAUCUUUAGUGUUUAUCUGGAAGGUCAAGUCCUCGGGAGCUCGGGUGGGCUUCACUAAGCGUCGGCGCUCAGAGCGCAAGGUGACGCGAAUGGUGGUGGUGAUUGUGGUGGUGUUUGUGCUCUGCUGGCUGCCAUUCUUCAUCAUCAACAUGGUCAACCUGGUGGUCAUCAUUCCAGAGUCCAGCAUCACUGCUGGCAUCUACUUCUUUGCUGUCAUCCUGUCCUACGUCAACUCCUGUGCUAACCCAGUCCUCUAUGGUUUCCUGUCAGACAACUUCAAGCAGAGCUUCAGAAAAGUGCUCUCUGUGAGGAGUAUGAAGUGUAAGUCCAACGGUGUCGAUGAUGGUGAUCCCAGCGCCCCGCGCACAGAGAAGACCACAGCACACGACUGCAUUUUGCUCUCCCCUCAUAACCAGGUUUACCUUGAUCCCCAGAGCAGCCAGGUCUCUCCUCACCCUCCAGGCUCACCUACCUCUCACACUGCAGCUGACCUGCACUGCUCCACCCCUUCAUGUCAGUCUCCCUCCACUAUUCCAGGAACUGGACCCACCACUACCAUGGUAACCUCCAAGUCGACCUCAGCUGAAGCCCCCACCAUCACUGCUCUUACUACGACCACCUCCUCUGACGCCAUAGCCCCGUGUGUAACCAAGAAACAGUAGCUAUCUCAAGUACGGAUGUCAGGUGGUUUAGAAAGUGAAAAGAGGUGAGGAGAAGAAACAGGAUGUGAGACUAUACGAGAGGAAGCUGAGCGUUGGAUUAGUUAAAGACAAAUAGCAAAACGAAUCAUUUUGAGCAGUUACAAUGUGAAAAUUCAUUUUUUGCAAUAUUCCUGCACCUGCUCAUUCUGAAUGCAUCACUCCAUAUUGGUGAAACAACCUCCUGAAUAUUUUUCAUGUCUCAGUGCGUAUAUGCAGCUGUAUGAAUCACUCAGCUGUUUACCAAGCUCCAUUUUCUUUCCAUCCAGCCAUCUGACACAAAUGCCUUUUCAGGCGCUCUCAGCAGUCAUCAUGACUCUUAAUGGACACAGAAAUAUUUACACCUGCUGUUCUCUCAUUACCUGAUAGCCUAUUAUACAACAUGUAAGAAUGUGUUUUCCUUUCAGAGCCAACAAUGCCAUCAAGGAUAUAAUUAAAGCCAGGGAGGAAGAUUUCCUGGGAGCCAAUUAUCACGUUUGUUUGGGUAAGCUGAGCAUUGCAGGGUUCUUUACUGCAACAAAUGUGAUUCAGGCUGGAAGACAAAAGUAUUUUGAAAUACAAAACUACAGUUUUGUUUUAUUUUUCUGUAAUAAAGUAAACUUCCACUCACAUGUUGAAAUUGGAAUGAAAGAAAUUGACAUCUGUACAACUUUGUGGAAAAAGUCUGCUGUAAUCCUUUUUGUAUACUGUUUGUAUUUUCCGAAAAUAGCUUACUUGCUCAUUAGUGUCUUUCUGCAAACAUGUAGCCAGCCACAAAACCUCUAACCUCUUUGCCUCUGAUUUUGCAUAUUUGGACAUUUUUGCAUCAUGUAUGCAAUAACGUUUUGUGGCUGUUGUACAUAUAUGUACUGUAUGAAAAUGCUGUUUUUCUCUGCAGAAGCUGUGGUACUGCUAGGUUAAGGGUUUAUAAUAGCAUAUAUUGUUGUUUAUUGUACAAUACAUUAUUUAUGAUCAGGCUGGCACACCCUCCAUUAGGUUUGGCAUUUGAUCAUACUUAUGGUGCAACCUCCUUCAUCCUUAAGCUUUUAUUAUGAAAGGUCCUGUGUUGCGUUUUGGGACAGGAUGAAGAUGAUCUUACCACUGCCACCAAAAAUACAAAUUUCUGCCUUGUUGGUAGGUGCCCUUUAAAGUCUUUUAACAGGAUACCUCAGACACAUUUUCCUCUAACUACACUGACCAACGCAGGUAACCAUAGCAACAAUAUUUCUGCUUUGUGCUAUGCCACCAUUUAACACUAACUCAGUUCAACAGAAGAGUUAUUUGGACUGUAAACCAACUAAGAGAAGCCAAAAGAGAAAAACAUUAAGGCUGUUUAUAGUAGAAAGUUCUUUGAAACAUGAAAAACAAAGACUAUGUUGUAUGUUUUACUAGGUUAUAUGUAGUUUUUUAGGGGAUUUGUUACUGUAGGAUUGUGGGGUAUCUUUGGAAAAAAAUAGUGUGAUCUUUAACCAGACAUUUCUGCCUGCUGUUACCACACAAACACACCAUGACCUCUACAAAUUGUCACCGUCAGUCUAUGGAAAUGCAUUUUUUUAAGCAGGCACGAAGACAACUAGAGCUCUUGGUUUGCUCUGUGAGGAGUUCCUCCUCUGAGCCGUGGUCAGACGCAGCCCUCGUGCAAGGACAACAUCUGGUGCAUCAGUCGAUAGAUCUGAAAUCACAUCACAUGUUCAACACUGACAUAGCAGCUUGGUAUAACUGAGAUAUUUUAGUAUUUCUGUAUUUGUUCUCAGUGCUCUUCUCACUGGUUUGAGGUGGGCAGUGCAUAAGGACUGCCCUGUUGCACUGAAUUGUUUUGUAGGCUCAUUUUGCCUGACCUUAGGCUCUGCUUUUUAUUAAC
Messenger RNA from Monopterus albus (swamp eel), 4359 nucleotides. RefSeq names its product somatostatin-like receptor F_48D10.1 (gene sstr5). Gene Ontology annotation, cellular component: plasma membrane; neuron projection. The record is from RefSeq and is a predicted model, not a curated record. Gene Ontology annotation, molecular function: neuropeptide binding; somatostatin receptor activity; neuropeptide Y receptor activity. Lineage: Eukaryota; Metazoa; Chordata; Actinopteri; Synbranchiformes; Synbranchidae. The coding region runs from base 906 to 2483 and encodes 525 amino acids. Gene Ontology annotation, biological process: regulation of insulin secretion; neuropeptide signaling pathway; cellular response to glucocorticoid stimulus. The transcript has 4 exons.